UCCCCGUAGAAUUGUCCCAGAUGACGACUCUGGGAUGUGGCGCCUCACACCUUUGACUUCAGGCUGGUUCCUUGAAGCUCAAGGCGGGCGGACAGCAUUUUUUGCUGGUGAUGAUUUGAUAUAAUAACAUGUCAAAAGCAUGAUGAUUGUCAACUUUCCGCGGCAAUCGUGCGAUAUUCCAAGGCAAUAUUAUAUUUGUGCCUCGAACGGGUUUCGAGGCUGUUGCUCGACAGAUCCAUGUGCGUUACCGGCAUGUCCGGAUUUUGGACCAGUGUCAAGCACGGAGUCUACUCCAAGAGCGAGUGAUUUGAACCCUGGAAGGGCAACCAGCACAAGUACAACGACAACGACAACUACUAUACUGACGACUACGACGACAACAAAUACUUUGACGACUGAACAGAGUGCAACGAGUACAAGCACCACAAGCCGGGAGAAGCCAGCUCAAUCAAGCAAAAUAGAAAGCACAUCGUCAUUAUUGUCUCUGCCGCCUCCCACACUUACAAAGACAAGCAGAUCUGCAUCUACAGCACUUCCUGCCUUUGUUACGUCUAGACCAUCCUCACAACAGACAGUGACACAAUCAUCUUCGGAAAGCCAUUUCCCGAGAAGCACCACUACAACAGUUGUCAUUGUCACUGGAUCACCAUCGUCAGCUGCACCAUCCGUAUCGAGUUUGCCUCAUGCAUCGAACGGAUCAAGUGCCAGUCCCUCCAAAGUUCCUGUGGUGGUAGGCUCUGUUAGCGGUGCAGCAUUCGCGGUAAUUUUACUUGCUUUGCUAUGGUUAUGUCGACGACGGAGAAACGAGCGUCGAAGUCGUACCAGUUUCCAGGCACUUGAAAGCGAUCCCCGACAUGAAGGCAUCGACGCUAAUCGCGCUGGAGAACUCCUCACGAACCAAGAUGGUAAGGGUAUUCCCAGUUUACUUAGUUGACACAGCCUUCCGAAACAGGGGCGGCAGGGAAUCUGACUCUGACAAGCAUUAGAUUUCUUCUGCAGCAAUCGAAGCAAUAAUGGCUUUCAGACGUCCAAAAUA
Xylona heveae TC161 is the source of this 1036-nucleotide messenger RNA. RefSeq lists its product as hypothetical. The record is from RefSeq and is a predicted model, not a curated record. The transcript has a single exon. Bases 140 to 934 code for a protein of 264 amino acids. Lineage: Eukaryota; Fungi; Ascomycota; Xylonomycetes; Xylonales; Xylonaceae.